Messenger RNA from Penicillium canescens, 1983 nucleotides. RefSeq lists its product as uncharacterized. The coding region runs from base 1 to 1983 and encodes 660 amino acids. The record is from RefSeq and is a predicted model, not a curated record. NCBI's taxonomy places the organism in Eukaryota, Fungi, Ascomycota, Eurotiomycetes, Eurotiales, Aspergillaceae. The transcript has 4 exons. Gene Ontology annotation, biological process: carbohydrate metabolic process.
AUGCGCGGGACUCUGCUUUGCGACAUGUUAUUGGCACUACUAUUUACACACGGGGUCUUCGCAUCCAAAUUUCAGGAAUAUAUUUUGGCACCAAAGCACCGCUCUGUGACGCCGCUUAGUCUGCAUGCUGUUUACGGGGACGUGAAGAAUGCAGAUGCACUCUGCACCAAUGUCCAUGAGCCUGAAGGCCUAAGUUUUGGCCCCAAUUCCUCUAUCAUUCUCGACUUUGGCAAGAAUAUCGCGGGAACCGUUGAUUUCAACGUCCGGUCUGUCUCUGGCACGGACGAGUACAUUGGCUUUAGUUUCACGGAAAGUUCCAUGUGGAUAAGUCCUUACCACUGUGACUCGGGAACAAGCGCUACAUAUGACAGUCCGCUAUGGUUCAAUAUCCCCAAGGAAGGCCGAUAUGCUGCCGAUAAAUCACACCAGCGCGGUGGAUUUCGAUACUUGAGCGUAUGGCACAACUCGACUGGAACAGUGACUUUGAAAGACUUGUCAGUGAGCUUCACGGCGUCGCCAGAGAUGGAGAAUCCUGCGGAUUAUCCAGGAUAUUUCAACAGUGACAGUGAGAAACUCAAUCGUGUUUGGUAUGCUGGUGCUUACACAAACCAACUGUGCACUGCCGAUCCAACGACAGGAAAUGCUUUGGGUAUUCCUGGUUCAAACUGGUAUUACAAUGGCACGAUCGCGAAUGGCACUUCGGUCCUCAUGGAUGGAGCCAAACGAGACCGACUUGUUUGGCCAGGUGAUGUUGUCAUUUCUGCCCCAUCUGUGUUUGUGUCUACCAACAGCCUAGACGGCAUCAAGAAUGCAAUCGAUUCUCUUUUCAUUCUACAGCAAUCUGAUGGACGCCUACCUUGGGCUGGAGCUGCAUUUACACGCCCAGGCUUCACGUAUCACCUAUAUACUCUCCUCGAUCUCCACCUCUACUAUCUCUAUACCGGAGAUGUUGAAUACUUGGCUCAUUACUGGGGUCAAUACAAAAAGGCUAUCUCUUGGACCAUUACAACCAUUGACAGCUCUAAGUUGGCAAAUGUUACUAGCACUAAUGACUGGCUAAGGUCUGGUAUGGGAGGCCACAAUGUCGAAGCCAACGCGAUCCUCUACUAUACACUUGAUAUCAGCCUGCAGCUUGCAGAGGUGCUUAAUGACCAUAGCCAGGAUGAUAUCUGGAAAUCAACCAUGAAUGGAAUCAAGACUAGCGUCAAUGAACGACUUUGGGACCCGGCACAAAACCUCUUCUUUGACAAUGACCACAAUCAGACUUCGAAUGCUAUCCACCCACAAGACGGCAACUCCUGGGCCAUCAUAGCUAAUCUCGUCGAUGCUGAACGUGCUGCUGCCAUUAGCACGGCCCUUACGGACCGGUGGGUCAAGCCUCACGGGGCUCCUGCACCAGAGGCCGGCGCAACAAUUUCACCAUUUGCGACCGGGUUCGAGGUGCAAGCUCAUUUCCUCGCAGGAUUUCCGGAUCGAGCCAUUGAUCUCGUUGAGUUCAUGUGGGCUGACUUCAUGCUGGAUGAUCCACGCAUGACCAACAGUAGCUUUAUCGAAGGCUAUGCCACCAAUGGCGACUUGCACUACGCGCCUUACGAUAACGACGCAAGAAUCAGUCAUGCACAUGGCUGGGCCACCAGUCCAACAUCAAGUUUGACGUUCUAUGCAGCUGGUAUCCAGAUUACCUCGGGUGGAGGGAAGACUUGGAUGGUGCAGCCACGGCUUGGGAAUUUGCAACGGAUUGAGGCUGGCUACGAGACCCCACUGGGCCAUUUUUCUGCCUCUUGGACGACCAACCCCAACUCCAAGGCCAUCAUUGGGAGCUUCAACAUGCCAAAAGGUACAUCAGGGACCUUGAUAUUGCCGAGUGUGGAGGAGAAGGUAAUUGUGAAAGGUCCCAAAGGCGUUGUCCACCCUGUGUCAUCAGCCGAUGGACUCAAAUUUGAAGGAUUGCCUGGUGGUCACUACCAAAUCCGCCUUGGGUAA